AUGGGGCCGCGGACUUGUGCCGCCAUGGAAGGUGAGGCCGUCGGCUCGCCUUUCUUCCAGUGGCUCAAGCCGCGGCGCUCCUCGUCGCCAUCGUCGUCGCGGUCGUCGUCUGGCUCGUCGUCGUCGUCGACCUCGAUGGCAGCGUCCGGGAAUCAUGUACUAGCAGCGCUUGGUGAAGAGGGACAAGCAGCCGGUGGAGUUGCGCAGGAAGAAGUGAGCAGCAUGACGUGCCUGCCGCUGCUCAGCAGGCUCGGUGAGGGGAAAGGGGCCGGUGAUCACGAGCAGCAGCAGUGCACCGUCAAAGAAGAGAUCAUGAGAGGCGGCGGUAGCGCGACCAGCGAUUUGGCGCAGUCCGGCGUGGAUUUGAGCAUCGGCUUGCCGGUUGGUGGAUCCUGCAUUGAGGAUGCCAUCAUGGAAGAAAAGGCUGACGAGGAGGAGGAGGAAGACGACGCAGUGGAUCAGGAGGGUGAGGACGAGAGCGAGGAGUGGAAGCAUAUGCAUGGCAGCUGCAAAGCGGAGGGGGUGGAUCAGCAGCAGGAGCAUGACGAGGUGGUGCCGGCGUCGGUGGAAGGAUCAAAGAGCAUCGUCGUCGGCGUGGGGAAAUUCGGCGUGGUGGGUGAGGAGAGCGGCCUGCCGAUCGCCGGCGGCCGGUACUGGAUCCCGACGCCGGCGCAGAUCCUCAUCGGCCCGGUGCAGUUUAUCUGCCAUGUCUGUAACAAGACCUUCAACAGAUACAACAACAUGCAGAUGCACAUGUGGGGCCACGGGCGCGAGUACCGCAAGGGCCCGGAGUCGCUCAAGGGGACGCAGACGCUGGCGCUGCUGAAGCUGCCGUGCUACUGCUGCGCGGCGGGGUGCAAGAACAACGUGGCGCACCCGCGCGCGCGGCCGCUCAAGGACUUCCGCACCCUGCAGACGCACUACAAGCGCAAGCACGGCACCAAGCCCUUCUGCUGCCGCCGCUGCGCCAAGCCCUUCGCCGUCAAGGGCGACUGGCGCACGCACGAGAAGAACUGCGGCAAGCGCUGGUUCUGCGCCUGCGGCUCCGACUUCAAGCACAAGCGAUCCCUCAAUGACCACGUCCGAUCCUUCGGCGCCGACCACGGCCCCGUCGACGAGCCCGCCGCCGCCCCAACAAAGGACCGCACCGUACGUUUCCACAAUCGGUGA
Molecule: messenger RNA, 1170 nt
Organism: Miscanthus lutarioriparius
Lineage: Eukaryota; Viridiplantae; Streptophyta; Magnoliopsida; Poales; Poaceae
Source: the annotation of a GenBank genome assembly